This is a messenger RNA of Symphalangus syndactylus (siamang), 1889 nucleotides long. Its product is annotated as leucine-rich repeat-containing protein 37B-like. Lineage: Eukaryota; Metazoa; Chordata; Mammalia; Primates; Hylobatidae. The record is from RefSeq and is a predicted model, not a curated record.
UCGCUGUGUCACCCAGGCUGGAGUGCAGUGGCGUGAUCUCGGUUCACUGCAACCUUUGCCUCCCAGGUUCAAGCAAUUCUCCUGCUUGAGCCUCCCGUGUAGCUGGGAUUACAGGCAUGAACCACCACGCCUGGCUAAUUUUGUAUUUUUAGUAGAGACGGAGUUUCAGCAUGUUGAUCAGGCCGGUCUGGAACUUCUGACCUCAGUGAUCCGCCCACCUCGGCCUCCCAGAGUUCUAGGAUUAUGGGUGUGAGCCACUGUGUACAGCCCCCGUUCAAUUUUAAUACCAUCACUAUGCACCCGAUGCCUGUGCUAGGCACUGGAAUAAGAUGAAGCACCUUCUUGGAGUUUACAUGCUGAUAAUUGUGCCAGACGGUAAUAAAAUAGGUAAGAAUGGCUGUUGGGGAAGUCAGCUGGGUUCUAGUUAUAGUCGCAUUUCAGGAAAUUAUUUAACAUGCUGACUUUAACAACCUAAGCCUCUUCUCCGUGUGUACACACGGGGUAGAUCUCUGAAGGGUGGUGCCGUAACUUCUAGGGUAAUGGCUGUGUUAAGGCAGGAUGACAGUUCAGCCUCCUCCCAGGCUAGUGCAAAGGGCUCUUGACUUGGAUUAAAACCUUCUCUCCCAGACUGCAUUGCCCACCCCCAACACCCCUCCUACAGAAAAUUUGAAGUCCUCCCUUAUUCCCUGGUAGCCCCUACCUAAUAGGGUGGUAAAUUAAUUAUCAAACAUGCAACAGUUUAGCGAAAACGGCAACAUUUUGGAAAAAAUGACUGUAACGUGCGUCCCGCCUGCCACCCUAACUGGCGCCCAUUUUGAAGGUCAGUUUCUCCUCCUGGAAGGAAGAGUGUUCUUGGAUUUCACCUUGGGGGAGGAAGAAUUCAGGCUGCCAGAAGUGAACUAGCACUUCUGAAGAUCCCAAGGCGAGGUCCUGUGACUUCCUUGGGAAGCUCUGCCGCGCCCCCACCCCACCACACCCCAUCCCACCACACCACAGCAGGCCACUGGAGUCCUGGGACCACCCCAGUCUGCGGCCCAAAUCCUUCCUCACUAAGGGGAGGGGAGGGGUGUUCCGGCCAGGCGGGGUGGAAGGGGUGCUUGGGCGGGAUUGUGACAUAAGAUUGCCCUGGUGACAUGGAACAGAUCUGGACCCAAGCCUAAUAAAGGUGGCAUAACUAAAGGUGUCAUAAAGACAGGGCGGGGCGCAUGCUAAUAAGGGGCAUGAGCAUCUCGGGGCUGCCAGAAUGGCUCCCACUAAGUGCGCGGCACCAGCACGUGUCAUGUCUUGGCUGCGUUUCUGGGGCCCAUGGCCCUUCCUUAUGUGGCAACUAUUGUGUCUACUAGUCAAGGAGGCUCAGCCUCUGGUGUGGGUCAAGGACCCUCUCCAGCUGACCUCUAACCCCGUGAGGCCACCUGAGCCCUGGUCUUCCUGUUCCUCCCAUCUCCCAUGGGAAUCUCCCCAUGCACCUGCUCCCCUAGCAGCCCCGGGGGACUUUGAUUACCUAGGGCCCUCUGCUUCUUCGCAGAUGUCAGGCCUGCCCCAGGAAUCGACUGAAAAUUUGAAUCCAUUCCUGGACAUGGAUUCAGCUGGAGAGCUGCUCCUGGGGCUAGAGCACUUCUUGGCUGCACAUCAGGAUUUAAAUGACAAGCUGACUCCGCAAGAAAGGCUCCCAGAGGUGGUUCCACUGCUGGACGGGGAUCAGAACCAGACCCCAGUUCAGCUUCCUCGCCUCAAAAAACCUGAAGAAAGAUCUAGCUCAGCGUUGGAGCCUUGCUGAGAUUGAUGGGAUUCCACACCAAUUAUCCAAACCUCAGCGUCAGAAACAGACUCUGCAGGAUGAAUAUUCAGGUAUGGACACACUGUAUCCUGGCAGCCUGCCUCCAGAACUC